AUGUCGACGAAAUCUCCAAUUGCGAUUAAUGUUGAACAGUCAACUAGUGAUGUGGAACCAAUUAAUGUUCCGGAAAUUGGAGGUGAUGCAAGUCCCAAUGAUUCUCUUUCUACCUUGAUUACCGAAAAUUUUGGCCAAGCAUUGACUGAUGCUAAAAUGAAACGAACAAACUUUCAAAGUAGUUCUUUCAUUGGUGCUGCCGAUCCGGUGAUGGAAUCAUCCAAAUUACUCAGAAAACUUUCCGAAGCGUUCGGUAUGUCCAUUUUUCUUUGGUGUGCUUAA
Molecule: messenger RNA, 282 nt
Organism: Cercopithifilaria johnstoni
Lineage: Eukaryota; Metazoa; Nematoda; Chromadorea; Rhabditida; Onchocercidae
Source: the annotation of a GenBank genome assembly